Metarhizium acridum CQMa 102 is the source of this 318-nucleotide messenger RNA. NCBI's taxonomy places the organism in Eukaryota, Fungi, Ascomycota, Sordariomycetes, Hypocreales, Clavicipitaceae. The record is from RefSeq and is a predicted model, not a curated record.
AUGUCUCGAUUCUUUAGCACCACCGCUAGGGCGUUGGUACGUUUUAUCGCCUUCAAAGUCGAGGACCUGCCGCAGCCAUACAACAACGCCGUCAAGAAGUUUACUUCAAGAGGUGGGAGUGCCGAACAGCUCCAACUUUCCACCCCGCUGACUACCAGUAGGUCUAGGAACGGAUACCCAGUUCAUCAGUCUAGCUACAACCCGGAAGACAAAGAAUUCAUCAUCAGUGCCAAAAUUACGGGGUCCAAGGACACAAAGACCUGCCACAUCUACCAAGACGGCACUGGUACCAUUAAGAAAGGCGACGAUAGGUGUUAA